AUGGCAUUCUUCAAGAGCUUCCAGCAGAGCCUGCCCUCGGUGUCAUCCAUCUUGGACUCGGUCACUAACGCGGUGGAUGACCUGGCCUUUGCGGUGGGCGAUGUCACCUACACGGUCAGCGACCAGCUGGCAGAGCAGGUCAACAGCAUCAUCCACAAGGUGCAGGCAGAGGAGGCGGAGAGGCUCCGGAGGCUGGAGGCCGCCGAGAAAGCGGCCCAAGAGGCUGAGUUGGAGGCCGCCCAGGCAGGCAGGCACAAGCUUACGAGGCAGGCUUCUUUCAACCACUCCCGGGACCCGGAGGCCUACACAACUGACUACAGCACGGGAUCUGCGCUCUCCACUGAGACCUUCUCCACCUGCAGUGACCUCUCUCAGUCCGCUGAGGGAGCUAGCACACUGAAAGGAGCACAGGGUAGUGACCUGUGGGAAGGGGACAAGCCCCAAAAACAAAGAGACACAGACAGUGCACCCUCUUCCACAAAGCCUAGAGCUAAUGGACAGAAAUCACGGGGCACUGAUGGCAAUGAGGUCAACUCCUCAUCUACUGACAACAAGAGCUACCCGGAUGGUGACCUCCAGGGCUCGUCCUCCGACAGUGAGGAUGAGGUGAUGGGGAAGUACCAGGAGGCCGUGUCGCGCUCGCAGGGCCUGCGGGGGGGCGACCCCCGCCACCAGAAGGGCUAUGGCUGGGAGACGAGGCAGAAGUACAGCCCCCUGUCGGCCGAGUAUGACGGCUACAGCAGCGAAGUCUCCACUGAAGAGGUGAACUGCAUCCAGAGGAUGAGGCGAACCCCGCCGCUGGACGAGCUGCAGCCGCCGCCCUACCAGGACGAAGACGGGUCUCCCCGCAUGUCCUGCACGCCCUCGGACAUGGGCGACGCCAAAUGCGAGCUGUCCCACUGCAGCGACAGCCCCCGCCACUCCUACAGCAAGUGCCCGAGUGAAGGCAGCGCGGGGCAGGAGACCGAGAGCUACCUCAACAAGGGCUACGAAGAGGACGUGCCCAGCGACAGCACAGCUGUGCUCAGCCCCGAGGACAUGUCGGCCCGUGGCUCAGCAGCACAGCUCCCCAAGGGCUACGAGCCGGAGCCCGCCGCCAAGUACGGCACUCUGGACGUGGUGUUCGACUAUGACUCGGAGGAGCAGCGGCUGAUGGUGACGGUGACGGCCGUGACAGACAUACCCGCCCUGAAGCGGACGGGCAACAUCUCCUGGCAGGUGCACCUGGUGCUGCUGCCCACCAAGAAGCAGCGGGCCAAGACGGGCAUCCAGAAGGGCCCGAGCCCGGUGUUCACCGAGACCUUCAAGUUCACCCACAUCGAGUCGGAGAUGAUCGGCAACUACGCCGUGCGCUUCCGCCUCUACAGCGUGCGGCGCAUGAAGAAGGAGAAGGUGCUGGGGGAGAAGGUGUUCUACCUCACCAAGCUCAACCUGCAGGGCAAGAUGUCUGUGCCUGUCACUCUGGACCCCUGCUGUACACUUCCGGGCUGUGAUUCCCAGGUCAGUAUCUCGGAAAUGUCAUGCAGCGAGAGCGCCUCGUCCUUCCAAUCAGCGGGCCAGGGCUCGACGCCAGAGAUCCUGGUGGGGCUGGUCUACAACGCCACCACAGGCCGCCUCUCUGUGGAGGUCAUCAAGGGCAGCCACUUCAAAAACUUGGCUGCCAACAAGCCACCCAACGGGCUGUUCUGUUGUCUAAAACACUUGAUAGGUGGACAGGUUUAUAUAAUCAGAGAUACCUAUGUUAAGCUGACCUUGUUGAACUCAAUGGGCCAGGAGAUGUCCAAGUGCAAGACGUCCAUAUGUCGGGGGCAGCCCAACCCCACCUACAAGGAGACCUUUGUUUUCCAAGUGGCACUUUUCCAGCUAUCAGACGUGACCCUCAUCCUCUCUGUCUACAACAAGCGCAGCAUGAAGCGCAAAGAGAUGAUUGGCUGGAUCUCGCUGGGCCUCAACAGCUCCGGUGAGGAAGAGCUCACACACUGGACCCAGAUGAAGGAGUCCAAGGGACAGCAAGUGUGUCGUUGGCACAGUUUGCUAGAGUCCUAGGAGGAUGGUGGCAGAGGAGAGGAGGCAGAAGAAGGAAGAGGGAUGGGGCAGAAGCUUCUAGAAGAGGCCAAACUGUCCCCCAGAAAGUUGAAAGGCGGAGCGACCUGGAGGUUGGUACGGCAGCCCUGGAAAAUAAGAGACUGAGAGUCAAAGAUUCUUUGUCAAAUCACACACGGAAAAGAUUCAGAUUAAAUGUAUGGCUUGGGCAGGGCUGAAGAGAGCACCUCCUGCUUACUUCUGGUGACCAACUGGGCUUGCAGGGUGGGAGGAAUUGACCUGGUGGGAGAUGAGUGCUGUAGGAAAUCCAAGCAGGACCAGCAGGCUUUCAGGCCCAGAUAGAAUAGAAUAAGACAAGUAGUGGAGCCUGAUGUUUUUACCGCCAUUUAAAUGAAACGGAUGGGGUGGCUCUCUGAGUAUAAUGUAUCAACCCAAAAAUAACCUCAUCAGCCUCAGAGAAGUAUUUGAGAAGUGAAAUGAUUGAGAAGUUCUGCCCAUGAAGGUGUAAGAAUUCAAUCCUUCUGAAAAUCCCAGGCUGGCUAUGAUGAUUGUACAUGUAAUGAUUAGGCCUUGCCAGCAGUGCCAGUGCCUAUUGAAGUAUCCGCUCCAAAUUUGUUGAAGUUUUUAUUCAGUCAGUUUGUUUUGCUUUUUGAUUCAGAACAAUUGAGUUUCCAGGUAGAUACGUAUGUUACCUAUUUCCACCUUACACUGUCACUGUCACUGUUAAAUGCAAACAGGUGUGCACACCUAGAGGGCUGUCAAACUAAUACUAAGCCUUGGGCCUAAAACUAUCCUUUGAAAUAGCAGGGUAAAUUGGUUAAUAUGUGGAAGUCAUCAUUGUAACAUUAACUCAGAUUAACUGAGUAAACUAAGUCCACAAUUUAAUGGGAAGGAGCAUACAGAGACACAUGCAGAGGGCUUAGACAAUUCCUAAAUUUCUUAACAAAUUUAAAUCUGUAUGGCAAACCUCUACUGUGAAAACAUGGAGCAAUGACUGUGUGGUGAGAUGAUCAUGGGACCUUCCUGGCCAACAGUCUGGUUUACUCUGAGCAAGUAUCGCUCAUUACGAAUGCCAGCCGUACAUACAUAGCCACUAGAAUAGGAAAUUAAAUUUUCUCCCAGAGGAAAACAAUUAGCACAUACACAGUGCACCUUCUUCUGCAACCUUUCGGUGCUAACAUUGUUUUCC
Megalops cyprinoides (Indo-Pacific tarpon) is the source of this 3232-nucleotide messenger RNA. RefSeq names its product synaptotagmin XIVa (gene syt14a). Bases 1 to 2046 code for a protein of 681 amino acids. Lineage: Eukaryota; Metazoa; Chordata; Actinopteri; Elopiformes; Megalopidae. The record is from RefSeq and is a predicted model, not a curated record. The transcript is spliced from 7 exons.